Molecule: messenger RNA, 1231 nt
Organism: Aspergillus glaucus CBS 516.65
Lineage: Eukaryota; Fungi; Ascomycota; Eurotiomycetes; Eurotiales; Aspergillaceae
Exons: 3
Coding region: 118-888 (256 amino acids)
Source: RefSeq, a predicted model, not a curated record
GUCCUCGUAACCGCCAGCGGCUGACAGAUCAUAUUCCAUAUAACCAUAAUGAAUUAACUCUCUUUACUGUUACGAACCUAUCAAAAUAAACGCAUGACUUAGCGACGCUCAGACGGGAUGUUUUCGCCGCAGUAUCAGGAGAUCGCUGCGGCGCCACAGGAGCAGCAGCUUGCUUAUUUCACACCUUACCAGCAACAACAGCAUUAUUCUCCUACGAUAACAAAACAAGAACCGAAAGUGCGAGUGAGGCCAUUAUGGAAGUUUCUUGCUGUUCUGCCACCGAAUUUACUGCUCGUGGGAUAUCUCAUUCUUCCCGUGGCUUUUAAAGAACCCGGACCUGGUUCUGAGCCCGACUCGAAUGUGCACAUUAAUAAGGCCGCGAUUGUCAUUGUGGCAUCGGUUCUGAUCGCAGUCGCAUAUGUAUCAUCAUUGGUAUUAGUCCUGGCCCAGAGCCAUAACGGCUCAUUCGCAAUCCAAUCCGUAUACAUCCCGUGUCUUUGCUCCAGCCUCCUCGGCCUCUUCAACGUGGUCUUCAACAUCGUCGCCCGCAACAUCUUCCCCCUCAACAGCCUCGAAAAAGUAGGCAUGGGCCUCCCCAGCGCAUUCGGCCUCGUCUACGCCCUCGCCGCGCUCUGGACGUACGGGAAAGACACCAUCUACUCAACCGAAACGCAAACGCAGUCCGUUCCUGAAGCCACGGUUCUGCUUACUGAGGAGGAGAUGCAGAGACGGCAGCUUGUUGCGCUGUUGGAGCAAGGGUGGAAGAAUGGCGGGAAGUCGCCCAGUCCGAGGGAUUUGCAGAAGACGUUUAAGGUGGAUGGGCCGGAGAGACUGAAUGUUGGGAAUAAUGAGUGGGAUCGGUAUAAGGCGGUGGUGAGGGAGGGUUGAUGUUGGAUUUUUUUUUGGGUUGUGUUAAGCGAGCUGUGUGUGUAUGUUCUAGAUGACGGGGGCUUCCGUUAUCAUUUCUUGCCUCCAUGAUCGUCCGAUGAAGCAUUUAUGGAGACAUAGCCAGGCCUGGUUAAUUGAGUUCUCCUGGACCCCUUCAGUCCGAUACAGCUCUGGCACCAGUACUCCGUACUAAGAAGUGGAAAUCUCUCCCGACAGAGGUGAUAUCGGAUCAACCGGCUGAGAUUCGGUGGUAUUCGGCAUCACGACCACUACCGAGAAGCGAGGCAGGUGCAUAGAUGAUAAUGUAUACCUAAGCAAGCACAGUUCUCAUAUGAAGCACAGG